Molecule: messenger RNA, 660 nt
Organism: Mytilinidion resinicola
Lineage: Eukaryota; Fungi; Ascomycota; Dothideomycetes; Mytilinidiales; Mytilinidiaceae
Exons: 4
Coding region: 1-660 (219 amino acids)
Source: RefSeq, a predicted model, not a curated record
AUGCCGGAGCUUUGCCGCAAGUUGUGGUGCAACUGCGCCGCUGAGCCGAAGCUAAGCCAGGCCUGGGCCGAACUCAGCCACACCGGCAUAGGGUCACGUGAACAGUGGGGGUUAGAAACUCUUGCUCUGAGUCGGCCCCCAGGCUACAUCGAGCCUGAAGAUGAUUGGUACUUGAAGCUGUGUUUAAGUAUCGGGGAGUACGGAGGCGACUAUUACAAUAGUAUAUCAACUAGCUUUGUAGCCCCAGGAGAGCUUAGGGGCCAGGGUCGCUUUAAAUACUCGAGUGGAUCAAAACAUCUAAGUGUUUAUGCAGCCAAAGACAAUCCUGCAUCCAGAUACAUCAAGAAGCGCCCCUUCAAUACCUCCCCCGAUUCGGAGGAAACAUUCAGGUUGGCACGCGGUUGGAUGGCUGAGUGCCAAAAUCCCCACGGCGCCUGCCCAGGGUUUCAACCGCUUCAGAUGCCCUCCAGAGUACUGGACGUAGGAACAGAACAGCUCCCAGAAACGCUGAAGGUUGUGGAAACAUCGGGCUUACAAGUAGCUCCUUACAUGGCGUUAAGCUAUUGCUCGGGACCAGUACCAGGCCUGACCGCCUUGGCCCGGAAUAUCCAACGUCUAGAACCAAAUGUUGAAUAUAAAGAUCUUCCAAGGACGCUAUAG